GUAACCUGAUUGUCUGCGGUGUGACCUGGAGACAGCAGAGUGCGUCAAGUGUCUCUACGUGAUCAUGUCUGCCACCCGACUCUGCCGUUCUGCUUGUCCCCCGGCCACUCAACCUCCUGGCCUCCUCAUUCACCUCUCAUGGGCCCGUCUGUACAGAGCGUAGUAUGCUGGCGCUUGUGUCUGGGCGUGAGCUGAGCAUCAUCGCGGGUGCAGCAGUGGGCGGGGCUGUGUGUGUGGGCGUGAUGAUAGGUGCACUACUGUACAUGCGCAGACGCACCAAGCCUCCCCCGGACCACCCCCCUCACCACCACCACCAACACCACAACCCCCUCCCCAGACUCUGGCGGGAUAAGAGACCAAACACUACAGAAGUGUCGGUGGCGGAGGAGGAGCGAGCAGAGUUCCUCGGUCAGCUGGCGACACUGCGGGGAGAGGCCACCAACUUCCUGGAGAUGCUCACACACACCAGGAACCGCUUCAGAACACUGCGUGGACCUGACUCUCCUACCGAUACUAAGGCUAAGGCUUAUAGGGCGGUGGUGCGCGACCUGUCGAGGGUGCUGACGCUGCUGAACCGUCGGGAGGAACACAUUGUGACAGUACCCGGGGACUGGCGGAGGCUCAUGUCCUGGGCGACCCGAGUCCUGGCCAGGUACAAGAGACAGAAGGCUGCCAGGAACGGGGAGGCACCAUCGUUACAGCCUGUGUCUACUGGCGGCACACUCUACCAGACACGGCGUCAGGCACAGGCCCAGCGCUGCCGGCUUGUGACCCAGGGAGCCCAAACCUCCUCGCAGCUCCAGAAUUCAUCCGGGGACCUCCACCAAGAUCCUGAAGGACUCUACUCGUCAUACAGUGACGGGGGCCCGCUCAGCCUGAUGGGAUCGAGGACGACUUCGCUCAUGAGCCUUUCACCCAUAAUCCUUGAGGAAGACGAGGACGAAAACAAAGACGAGGUGCUUUUCGAGGACGAUAUCGAGAAUCACCACAUAGAAGAAAAUUUCACAAAGGAUUUCGACCUUCAGCAUUCCUUAGAGGUUGACUUCCAUAUCAACAACGAGGAUCUGCUCAGAGGAGACAAGAUCCACAAUGAAACUAACAACAAUAUUACCAAACACAUGAAUCACGUCAACAGAUUCUUAAGUGACAAGCAUCGACCAUCUCCAACCACAACGGAGAAAAUCAUGAACCUGAAGAACAUGGAACGUUUAUUAGAAGCCAACAACAACGAUAAACACAUCCUGCCAGACGUAACUCGCCAUGAACACAACUAUGAGAACCAUAAGAUCUCAGAGGAUAUGUUCGAACCCAAAAACGAAACUAAAACAAACCAGCUCAAGAGCCAAAAAUCUUGUGGGGAUCUUCGACUCCUUGAGAACGAUACAAUCAAUGCUGCUCUAUCUGGUGAAGAUGUUUAUAUUAACAUUAUCAGAAAACCCGUCAUGGUGGGCCUGAUGCUGGCUGGAGAUCCCUUUAGGGAUGAUACAGUUGAUAAUGCUGAAAAUCUUAAACGCGGAGCUCAGCUCACAACCACCAAUAUACACCCGGCAGUCAGUUGUAAGGCUGAAGUAAGGCUACAUAUGCCAGGCCCAAGAUGUGAGUUAACUACUGAACUUUAGAUUAAAGGAAGAGUCCAAGUUUAUAUGAAAAUAAAUUAAGAGUUUUUUCUCAAGACGAGUAAAAUGUGAUGCUGUAAGCCAGUGAUUUCGUGUUGAACACUCGUGAGAGGGCGAGAGAAAUGAGAAAACUUAGACUAAGGUUCCCAAGAUGCAUUAAGUGAGACCACCUGACAUUAAUGUCAGUGACUGGCAGUUUUUUGCGAGUGGUGAUGUGUCCAGGUGCCUGAUGGUUUUCACUGGUGAUAAUACUUAUUAAUGUAAUACUAUAUCGUACUUCUUCCUCAAGAUAUAAGAAAAACUAAAUACUGUACCAACAUUUCUGUGACGUCUGUGUUGUGAAAGUGAAGAUAUUACUGCUAAGAAUCAGUACAUAAUAAGUGUUGGCAAACGAAACGCCUUUUUUUCCAAUAAGAGUGAUCCCAUAGAAUUGUAUAUACAGUUCAGUUCAUGGACCAGUUAUUCCCUAAGAUUGUGAUGAAACAUCUUACAGUUUAGCAUCCGGAAUGGACAGUGUUUAAACCUCUCAAACUAUUGACGUCCAGUGUAAAUACAUAGUUUUCAUAACUAUAUUAUAGAUAAGUUUUAAAAGUCUGUUUAAUAUUUUGAUCAGAGUACUGUAUUUUACAAAAUGUACUGUAUAUAUACUAUACUGUAAAGGCAUACUAUAUGUUCAUCAGAUAUACUAUUCGUCCAUAAGCAGUGAACAUUAGACAGAUUUCUACAGUACAAACAAGUGAACAUACACAACAAGAACGGAUCAUCCACAAGUGUUCGUGUGUUAAUGUAUCGUUAAUUCAUUGCUGGUAUAUUCCACGACACUGUUAUUAAGGUUGUGGUCACUGGAAACCAAAUAUAAUGAAGCCUGACACCCUAAAAGAGAAUCAGUUAAAGAAUGUUUUAUUAUAGCGUAUACAUUAUUCUUUUUUUCUUAUCUUUUUAAGUAGUGACACAUUAUAGUCUUCUCUAUCAACGGUCUGUCCAGGUUCCAAUAUUUUUCCUGAUGUAAGUUCAGUGUCUUUAAAAUAUCAGCUAAUUCUUCCUAUUCAUUGUAAAUAGUGUACAGAGAUAUAAAGAAUAAAUAUAAUAAUCAAAAUAUAGACAGAUAUAUAUAUAAAACUAAAGAAAUGGAGAAAAUAUAGUAAUUUUUUACUUAUUUGUCAGUACAGUAUAAUGUAUCAAACAGAUAAUCUAUGUUCACUAGAAUGUUUUAUAUCCCGGUCACGUGGAGGAUUAUUCAGGACAAAAAUAACAAACGAAAUAUUUGUUUUACGGCGUUCUCCUUCCAUCAAGUACAGGUAAAUGACUCAUACAUAACUAGAGAGCCUACAGAGUGUACAGUACAGUAGUGUUUUAUAUAUUUAGUGUGUGUGUGUGUGUGUGUAGUUACUGUUUUAUGAAUGAAAGUCGUAUUUUUAUAAACCAUAUAUGGCUCACGUUGCGAUGCCCCAGCAUGACAUAAUUAUUGAAAGUUGUAAAAGACUUUUGUUAUUUUUGUAUAAUAAUUACAAUAAAUUAGACAAUUUUUUAAGCAAAGAAUAGUUGUUAAUGGAAAUGGGUUGUUCAAAUUUUAAAGAAACAACAAUUAUAUGUACAGGUGUGUGUGUAUAAAGUACUGGUAUAGAAGUUCCCAAAGAUGAUGCCUUAACCUAAAUAUAAUAGAAAUGUCCCUAAAAGGUAACAGAACUGUACUUCUUGGUAAUGUAAUCACGCCAAAAACUUACAUUUAAGUUUUAACCUGAUUAUUGUCGUCUACAAAGAGAAUAAUAUUUAGUAAUUAUGUUUUUAAUAAUGCAAUAAUAUUCAUGAAAUUCACCCAUUAAUUGCAUUCUUAUAUACGUGACACCUGCAUUAUAUACGUGACACCUGCAUUAUAUACAUGACACCUGCAUUAUAUACAUGACACCUGCAUUAUGCCUUGACUAUGAGAACCGAUGUCAUUGUACUGUACUGUGGGUUAAGUCAUCAUUUGUUAUUCUCACUGUCACAUCUCCUGUUCUCUCUUAUGUUUUAACUCUUUAUUUCCCAUUUUAUUGUUUUGUUUUUUCAUGUAUUAUCAUUUUCCUUAACAUAUAGUUCAUGUUCUUUCGUGUUUCUCCUUAUUUCUCAUUCUCUCCGUCAGUCUACAUGAACUAACCUAUACUAAACCCCUGACUAAACCUAGAUUAACUUACCUCAACUUAAAUUAGCUCCAGACCUAGAUUAACUAACAUGAAUCUACAUUAACUGUCAACAAAGAUAUAGUUACCUCAAUCUUGACCCCUCUAGGAGUUACUUACCUUAGUUACCUCAUUCUCUCUUUUCUCUAUUAUAGUGUGUUAACUUAAAUAAACUGACCUCAUCCUGUUAACUACUGUACUCUCAACUAUAAAUGAAUUAACUUUAACUAUAGACGAAGUAAUUUUAACUAUAGAUGCAGUAACUUUAAUUAUAGGUGAAGUAACUUGAACUAUAGAUGAAGUAAAUUUAACUAUAUUAUGUAGAUGAAGUAACUUUAACUAUAGAUGAAGUAAAUUUAACUAUAUUCUGUAGAUGAAGUAACUUUAACUAUAGAUGAAGUAACUUUAACUAUAGAUGAAGUAAAUUUAACUAUAUGCUGUAGAUGAAGUAACUUUAACUAUAGAUGAAGUAAAUUUAACUAUAGACAUUUUAUCUAUAGAUGAAUUAACUUUAACGAUAUAUGAAUUAACUUAAACUAUAGAUGAUUUAACUUAAACUAUAGAUGAAUUAACUUAAACUAUAGAUGAAUUAACUUAAACUAUAGAUGAAUUAACCUUAACCUAGUCAGCUAAUGACCAUAACACCGACAACCAAAGAUGUGAAUUACAAUAUUUAUUUGGAGAAUAUUUUUUUUUUCCUUUUUUUUUUUGGUCUGUAUA
This is a messenger RNA of Homarus americanus (American lobster), 4495 nucleotides long. RefSeq lists its product as uncharacterized. Bases 165 to 1619 code for a protein of 484 amino acids. The transcript is spliced from 7 exons. NCBI's taxonomy places the organism in Eukaryota, Metazoa, Arthropoda, Malacostraca, Decapoda, Nephropidae. The record is from RefSeq and is a predicted model, not a curated record.